Molecule: messenger RNA, 957 nt
Organism: Daldinia childiae
Lineage: Eukaryota; Fungi; Ascomycota; Sordariomycetes; Xylariales; Hypoxylaceae
Exons: 1
Coding region: 1-957 (318 amino acids)
Source: RefSeq, a predicted model, not a curated record
AUGAUCAAUACUCCUUCCGACCUUGCCGCUAUCCGUGCAACUCUUAGUGAAAACACGCUUCCUCGCGAGUUCGCUAUUCAGGUUAGAGUACUGCUCACUUUGGCGGGGUUUACCAAUGUCCUUGUACAUAAUGCGAACGACGGCGUAGUCGAUUCUUCGGUCAUUCAGCUUCUUGACGGCGAGCUAGAUACACUAAAAAUAACUUUUCCUGAUGGAUGGACAAGCAUGACUGACCUUGGUGUCCUGGUCGUGAAAAUGCACGUUUACACUCUGGUGAUAACCCGAGCCCGAUCAGGUACCGGUGCGAAGGAAAUAUUACUCAAAUUAGGGCUAGCCACCGCUCUUCGAAUCAUUCACCUAGCGAACUCGCGGUUCCAUGAGAGGCUAGAUAAGAAUCAAACGUUGACAGCAGCGCAACGCGAAAAGACGCUACCCAAAGAUUAUUAUAGGGGUCUCGCUUUUGCGACUAUAUUUCUCCUCCGAUACUUUAGUCUCAAUAAUAAUGCCAACGCCGAAGAACAACAGUUAGCAGCAAACCAUGUCAUUAUGGCUCACACGAUAUUCAAAACACUAGCUACACGUCAUCGAGAUGAAUAUGAUAGGGCUGCUAGUCUAUUCGAAACCCUCUGCAAGCAAGCACCCGUUUCUGCCGAUACUAGCAGGCCCAAUCUUCCAGAUCGAAUGGGGGUAUCAAUAGUACUAGACGCAAUCGAUACAGCCCGUGAGCUACGCGGCUUUCCUCUAAAUCCUUCGGUACCUGAGAUCGCAGUUACUACGGAAGCUCUACCCAGCGAGAACAACAUCCCACAAGCAGACGUCUUCGCUACUAACCCUCAGGUGGAGGAACCCUGGUCGUCUGAUCUCGCCUUCGCUAACAUGUUUUGGGGGGAUCCUUCGUGGGAUAUUUUCAAUCUUCCUACUGACACAUCACAGUUCCAUUCAGGACAUGGGUUAUAG